Habropoda laboriosa is the source of this 942-nucleotide messenger RNA. It is a transcript of the gene Rad51D, whose product is annotated as DNA repair protein RAD51 homolog 4. The record is from RefSeq and is a predicted model, not a curated record. NCBI's taxonomy places the organism in Eukaryota, Metazoa, Arthropoda, Insecta, Hymenoptera, Apidae. The transcript is spliced from 3 exons. The coding region runs from base 1 to 942 and encodes 313 amino acids. Gene Ontology annotation, cellular component: replication fork; centrosome; Rad51B-Rad51C-Rad51D-XRCC2 complex. Gene Ontology annotation, molecular function: ATP binding; ATP-dependent DNA damage sensor activity; single-stranded DNA binding. Gene Ontology annotation, biological process: double-strand break repair via homologous recombination; reciprocal meiotic recombination; DNA strand invasion.
AUGACAAAAUUGAGUUCAGACAUAAAUUGGAAAUUAUCAAACGUUGUGCUAGAACAAUUAGAACGUAAACGUAUUUAUACUCUUGUACAAUUUGUAGAUGAAGCUUCUGAAAAAUUAGCAACUUUUACAGGGUUAAUUGAAAUUAAGCGAAAUAUUUUACAAAAAUACGGAGGUAGAGUAAAAAAUGCUUGCGAUUUACUUAAAGUAGAACAAAAUAAUAUAAUUCCCACGAAUUUGUCAAGUUUAGACAGCUUAUUAAAAGGUGGUUUACAUCCUGGUCAAAUAUAUGAAAUAUGUGGUAUAUCUUCAAGUGGAAAAACACAACUAUGUUUAACAAUUGCAGCUAACAUUGCACUUAAAUCCAAUAAUCUUGUACGAUAUAUUGAUACUAAAAGAGACUUUUCUGGUUCAAGAAUAGAACAAAUUUUAUUACAAAAAAAUUGCAAUAAGCAGGUUAUAGAUGAAGCUAUGGAACAUAUCAAAGUAUGUUCCAUACAUACUUUACAUCAACUGUUUAAAGUCUUACGUUGGUUAUCAGUUAAUUUAAAAGAAGAAAAAGAAGAUUGUCAUACAAGGGUCAUAAUUAUUGACUCUUUACCAGCAGUAAUUUUUAAAUAUUCUAAUGAUUCAAAAUCAACAACUGCAUUAAAUCAUUUGGCAAAUAUUUAUCAAUUUAUUGCAAAUGAAUUUCAUUUAUCAAUUAUUAAUGUUAAUUUAAUUACUCAGUGGAGUACUGAUAGUGAAAAAGGAUCAACUAGUACAUGUUUAAAUGAUGUAGUACCUACUUUAGGAAAAUAUUGGUCACAUGUUCCCAAUACAAGAUUGUUAUUAGAAAAAAUUGGAUUAGGAAACAGAAAACUUUCUAUUUGGAAAAGUUUUCAAACUUUUUAUAAAACUAUCAAGAAGUGUUCAAUUAAUGCCACCUGCAAUAUAUUAAAAUGA